Messenger RNA from Zonotrichia leucophrys gambelii, 4137 nucleotides. RefSeq names its product zinc finger protein 3 (gene ZNF3). The record is from RefSeq and is a predicted model, not a curated record. Bases 2678 to 3502 code for a protein of 274 amino acids. Lineage: Eukaryota; Metazoa; Chordata; Aves; Passeriformes; Passerellidae. The transcript is spliced from 2 exons.
AGGAGUUUGAACAGGUGGUAGUGAGAUGGCAGCCGGGGGAAGAACGAGACCUGCCAUUUGAGGUGCUUGAAGAAGAGGAUUAUAAGGUGGAGGGGCAGAAGGAGGCAGAUAAUCCAGGGGAUCCCAUCUUUUACUAGUCCUAUCAUCCCCUCCUUCAUUCCCCUCUUUCUUCCUCUGCAACUUACAAAUUCGCACCCCUUCAUCUCCAACAGCACUCUUUAACCAGCAGGCUACAUACAAUAAUUGCUCAGGAUCAGUACCCCCUCGAGCUGUCAGAUAAUUAUUUAAUAGCUGGCACAUCCACUUAUCCUUUGUCCCACACCAAGGCCAUCCUCCUUGUAUCUCUAAUUCUGGCCACACUUCCAUACAAUAAUGGAUCAUUUUUGCUUUAUCUAAUCCCUCCGUGGCCUCUAUAGAAUCCCAUUUUACUAACAGUUCUCCUAAGGGACUAUUGGGAUGUAUAUACCUCAGUCUCUUACCGGUCUUUCUACUAUUACACCCUCCCAUUUUACAGGUCUCAACAGUAAAAACGUCCCAAAGAUGCCUUUACUGACUGGUAAUUUCAAAAAGAACCUUCUUUGAGGAGCUUCAGCCUCCUCCACUGAACUUCAAAAUUUCUGCCUGAUGCUCAGGACUUUAUACUGAAACAACUGCCCAAUCUCUUGAUUGCCCAACUUUCCCCAUGUCAGGUCUUACAUCUAUCGGGACUUGAAUACAUGAAACCUCAGCCUAAGAAUCCGGGUCGUGCCUGACUCCCUCUGUCAGGAAAAACAACUGCCUGAUUUUAGUUUGCCUAACCCGCCAAUUUUUAGGCUUCACCGUAUCAGGACUUAAAAGCAAACCACAGCCUCCUUUGCUGGGGUUUGUGCCUGGCUCCUUGUGCCAGGACUUACUUUUGCCUGCAGGGCUUGUGAGCUACCCGAAUCCUUCUCGGGACUGAUAAAAUCUUACGCGAAUCCUUCUCGAGACUUACAAAUGCUACCCGAAUCCUUCUCGGGACUGAGAAAUCUGCCUGACUUCCCUCUGUCAGUGCCUAUUUUGGGUGCGUGCCACUCAUACAAAUAUUCCCUCCGCACGCCCGGAGGGGGGGGCCCUUUAUUCCCCCUUGGGAGACGACUCACUCACACUAAUUCCAAGCUCCGCCCCCUGUUCCCGCCCGGCUCCUUCGCAGGAGUCCGGAACCGCGGUACUGAGGAGUCCCUCUCACUUCGAAGGUCCGGCUGCUGGCCUCCGUCUCAUUCACACACACAUGCGCACGUCUCCCGCUCCCGCCACCGGCUUUCUCACCAAUCCGGUACUCCGGUGCUCCUCUGCGUCGCUGCUCCUGAGCCGAUCCCUCUGGUCCUGGUAGCCAGCUGUCCUGAAGUUCCAAGAUGGCCAGUCUUGAGUCUUCUUGCGGCGUGGCUAUCCCGGACGAGCGCCCCCAGCUGAAAUAAACAGGGCCAGGAGACUUCUUCUCCUUUAUAAUGCCUUUAUUAAAAGUGAUCAGCUCAGGAUUGGGCGUCCCGGCAGGGCUGCAGUCCCCAUCGCAUCUCCCAGGGCGACUCAGAGGAGGAGGAUAUGCGCAGCUCCGUCCACUAGGGGCAGAGCCGGGGAUCCAGUCCUCAUGGGAGCCUUAGGGCGUGAUGUCCCCAUCAGAUGUUGCUUUUGAGCCUCGCCGGUUACCCUGGUCCCGGCGUUGGGACCACUCCCUGCUCAGGGCGAGAGGGGCUCUGAAGGUGUUCAGCAUCUCUGCAGGCUCAGCACUUGGCUCCUCACGUCCAGACAUCACUUUAGUCUCUCAACUCUUAUUUGGCUCAUUGUUUUUGGGGUUUUUUCUGUGCCUCUGGAGUCGGGGUCCCACAAAGCAUUCUGGACUUUGGAGUCACUUUGCAUAACCCCCCCCACCCUCUCAGGUGUCUUUCCUAUGCUGUAAGAGAGCACAGCCUCGGGGGAAGGGUCAUCACCCCACCCAGCCAGGUUUUUUACUAAUACAAAAGAGGAGAUAAGCCUUAACAACCCGGUAUUACAAUAACAAAGCACUAAGAAUCCUGGCAGAGACCGAUCUGGCUGCGUCUCUGUAACUCUUUCUCACAAAAAAAAUAUUAACCGAUUUUUUUUUCAUAACAUUACUGCUUUCUCUCUGCUUUCUCUCCCUUUCAUGUUCAGUUCGUUGCAGUUCUGUUUGCAGAGUGCCGCUUCCCAGAGUGUCCCCUCACAGUUGCCGCCCUUGGCCUGAGCCUGCCCCUUUCCCCUCACGGUUCUGCCCUUUCCCUGCCCCCUUUCCCCUCACGGUUCCGCCCUUUCCCUGCCCCCUUUCCCCUCACAGUUCCGCCCUUUCCCUGUCCCCUUUCCGCUCAGGGUUCCAGUGGUUUAUGGGGGAGGAGGAGGGGCAGGAGGGAUGGAAGAGGAGGGAUGAAGGCGGAGAGAGAGCAGCCAUGGAAGGAGGAGAAGGAGGUGGGAUUAGGGAGGAGGAGGAGGAAAAGGGAUGGAUAGGGCGUGAUGGAAGAUGAGAAGGAGGUGGGGAUAACACGGAGGAGUGGGAGGAGGAUGGAAGAGGAGGAGCGGGAGGAAAAGGAGGGACGAAGGCGGAUCAAGGCUGCGCUGAAGGUGCAGCGCAGUUUCGAGCCCGGCCUGAAUUCGCCGCCCCCUGGGAUCAUCGCCCCUCCCCCGCCAUCGUGCAGAGCAGGAGCUGAGCAUGGAGAGCAGGGAGGACAAAUGCCCGCAGCAGAACCUGGUGGAAGAGGCCAUUUUGAGCGGCUCCACGGCUCAGGAAGCCAACGGGGAGGAAAAGCCGUGGAGAUGCCGCACGAGGAGGGGCUGCAAACGCAGCUGGCAGGGAUCUGAGGGUGAAAGAGCCAGCCUGGGCCGGGAAAGCAGCCAGGGAUUGAGCCAGAGCUCAGAGCUGGUGCUCCAUGAGCAGCUCCAUGAUGGGGAGAAGCCCCACACGUGCGUGGAGUGUGGGAAGAGCUUGAAGUGGAGCUCCAGGCUGAUCCAGCACCAGGUGACCCACACUGGGGAAUGGCCCUACGAGUGUGGGGAGUGUGGGAAGAGCUUCAGGAUGAGCUCCAACCUGAUCGUCCAUCAGAGGAUCUACACUGGGGACUGGCCCUAUGAGUGUUCAGAGUGUGGGAAGAGCUUCAGCUGGAGCUCCCAACUGAUCACGCACCAGGUGAUCCACACUGGGGAGAAACCCUAUGAGUGUGGGGAGUGUGAGAAGAGCUUCAGCUGCAGGUCUGACCUGACCAAGCACCAGAGGACCCACACUGGGGAGAGGCUUUACGACUGUGGGGUGUGUGAGAAGAGGUUUCUGACCUGCUCCAAUCUCCUCCGCCACUAUCAGACUCACACAGAGGAGAGGCCCUUCCAAUGCCCUGACUGUGGGAAGGGAUUCAGGGACAACUGCACCCUCAUCAGACACCGGCGCAUCCACACUGGGGAGAAGCCCUACGAGUGUCCCCAGUGUGGGAAGAGCUUCUCACAGAGCUCUCACUUGAACAAACACCAACGGAGGCACCACUGAGGGAAGCCCUGCAUGUGCCCCAAGGUUGGGAAGAGCUUCGUGUGCUGGUCCAGCUCCAUCCCCCACUGGAGGAGGCACUUUGGGCACAGCCCUGGUCACUCACAUUCCCUGUGAUCCAUGUUGGCAACACACCUGGCUGCUUCUCCGCUUGGUUUGACCGUAAUUUUUUUCUGCUUCAUCUUCAUCCCUUAAAAACAGCCAAAACUGGGUUAAAUGAAAUAAAUUGAUCAUAGAUGUCUAAAGUUCCACAAUUUCAGAGGUUUUAAAGCGGAAUUGAUGGUUUGGGGACAAUAUUCUGGAGGAUUUGUGAGGUCUGUGAGGGAAGAUUUUGCACAGUGUUCUCCAUCUGUUUGCACUCCAAAAGCCAAGAGGGUCACCUCAAGACAACUGAAUCCCUUGCCAAACAACUGAAUUUCAUUCAUACAGGCUUAAUCCCACUUCAAAAUGCCUUGUUCCCACACUAAAACACUCAAUCCCUUGCCAAACUCACUCAUUCCACAGCCACCAGAGUGAGAUGGGGUUGGGAGGAGACUGGGAGAAGUGGGAUCCCAAUUUGCAGUGGUGGGGAUGGGGAUUGUGUGGAGCUGGGUGCGUGGGAUGUAUUUGAUAGUAAAUAAACCUUUCAGGGUUACUGA